Trichomonas vaginalis G3 is the source of this 690-nucleotide messenger RNA. Its product is annotated as protein of unknown function (DUF3447). Lineage: Eukaryota; Parabasalia; Trichomonadida; Trichomonadidae. The coding region runs from base 1 to 690 and encodes 229 amino acids. The transcript has a single exon. The record is from RefSeq and is a predicted model, not a curated record.
AUGUCUUAUCAAGACGUUCAUCCAAACAAAUAUUUCGAAUUUCGAAGUAUCUGCAAAUACUACAUUGAUUCAUAUAAUGCUUUGUAUCAGCUGAAAACGGAAAAAGAAGAAGAAUUAAAGUCAAUUUACAAAAUGAUCAAAACAGAAUUGAUUGAUUCAAAGAAAUAUCCACCCCAAAAGAUUUUAAGAGACAUUUCAAGUAUCAUUCCGUAUAAUAAUCGCUAUAAAAAGUCAUAUUUAACUCUCAUUAAACUCAUCUAUGAUGAUUAUCAUAUAACAGAAGUCAUCAAUGUUGAAACCAUUUUAAUCGUCAUGUUUUAUAAAGAAUAUGGAAUUAAAUUAGACAGUUCUCAUGACUUCGAAAAAUUUGAUUUUGAAAAUCUUGAUAUUCAUACAGAAGAUACAAUUUACAGAGCCAUUAUGAAUAAUGAUAAAGAAAAAUUCAUAUUCUUAUCGGAAAAAGAUGAAUUUGAUGAAAAUCAAAGACUUAAAAGUAGUUUAUAUCCAUUAACUUCGGAAGGAUAUUCAUUACUUGAAUUAUGUUGUUACCAUGGAGCAGUUGAUUGUUUCAAGUUAUUAAGAACAAAAUUUAACUCAGAAAUAACUCAAAUAUGUCUACAAUUUUCAUUUUUAGGAGGAAAUCCAGAGAUUAUGAGUGAAUGUUUGAAAUAUCAAGAGCCUAACUAUUAA